Messenger RNA from Populus trichocarpa (black cottonwood), 846 nucleotides. RefSeq names its product syntaxin-112. Gene Ontology annotation, molecular function: SNAP receptor activity; SNARE binding. The transcript has 2 exons. Gene Ontology annotation, biological process: intracellular protein transport; exocytosis; vesicle fusion. Lineage: Eukaryota; Viridiplantae; Streptophyta; Magnoliopsida; Malpighiales; Salicaceae. The record is from RefSeq and is a predicted model, not a curated record. Bases 1 to 846 code for a protein of 281 amino acids. Gene Ontology annotation, cellular component: plasma membrane; endomembrane system; SNARE complex.
AUGAAUGAUUUAAUGACCAAGUCGUUUCUCGAUUACGUAGACCUCAAAAAACAAGCCAUUGAGAACAUCCAACCCGAACCAGACCUUGAGAUGGGGAAAUUAGACUCCACUGAUGAGCGAAACCUCUCCAAAUUCUUUGAAGAAGUGAAGGCUAUCAAGAUUGACAUGGAAGAGAUCACCAAUCUCCUUAUCGAUCUUCAGGACUUGAAAGAAGAGUCUUCAAGAUCCACCCACAGUGCAAAAUUUUUGAAAGGAAUUAGAGACAGAAUAAACUCAGAUAUGGUUACUAUUCUUCGAAAAGCCAAGAAGAUUAAGUCAAGAUUGGAAUCGCUUGACCAGUCUAAUGUUGCUAAUCGUAGAUUGUCGAAGGCUUAUAAAGAAGGUAGCUCUGUUGAUCGAACUCGGGUUUCAGUGACUAAUGGCUUGAGAGUCAAGUUAAGAGACAUGAUGCAUGAUUUUCAAGCGUUGAGAGAAAACAUUUUGAAAGAUCACAAAGAGGGUCUUAAAAGGAGGUACUAUAAUGCGACCGGUGAGCACCCAACCGAGGAAAUGAUAGAGAGGAUGAUUUUAAGAGGUGAGAAAGAGAGAGUUUUUGAAGGGAAAGCAGAAUUGGUGAUGGAGAAUCUAGAGAGGCAUGAGGCCUUGAAGAAGAUACAGAGGAGCUUGACUGAGUUGCAUCAAGUGUUUCUUGAUAUGGCUAUCUUGGUAGAGAUUCAAGGUGAUGAGAUUAAUGUUAUUGAAGAGAAUGUGGCUGGUGCUGCGAAUCAUAUCAGUGGUGGGACUAAUGGACUCUACUACGCUGACCAAAUGAAGAGAAGGGGAAGCCAUUGGGCUUGCUGCGGAUAA